Molecule: messenger RNA, 1967 nt
Organism: Blastomyces gilchristii SLH14081
Lineage: Eukaryota; Fungi; Ascomycota; Eurotiomycetes; Onygenales; Ajellomycetaceae
Exons: 3
Coding region: 482-1627 (381 amino acids)
Source: RefSeq, a predicted model, not a curated record
CUUGGCAAAUAUAAUCGGAGACCUGCUUCCACCCCCCCUGUGUGAUCCGGAACUGGCGCUACAACCUAAAUCAAGCACGAAACAAGCGAGAAAAUUAGUUACUUCAAUGCAGUGGAGUGGAAUAUUCUAUGAUAUCUCUAGACUCUACUCCGUACGCGGUCUCUAUAUUACUGGGAGGCUCCACAUCCAUCGGUGAAUUUAUAUAAGUAAAUCAAGGUGCAAUGCAGCAUAACCCGCACUCCACCACGCUCAAGUGAUACCUCCUCAUCCUAUGGCUGCUCCACACGCUAGCUAGGCCCGUCAAAAAUGCUUCGCCCCCAUUCUACGGGCAUGUGACUUCGGUGCCGGCGCUUUACUUGGACAUCCCUGUGCUUGAGCGAUGUGUUCAUUGGCGCUCAUAUUUGUAGGAAUGACUUCGCCCGUGGCAGCGGACCCAUCUUUCCCUCUUGGUCCUUGGCAAGCACACUAGUUGGGCAACCAAAUGUCACGAUGCGGCUCCAAGGAACGCCAGGGAGAAAUGACAGGAGAUAAAUUAAAAAGGGCCUCAACGUGCCUGGGGGGAUUGUUCGUAAAUCUCCUCCCUUUCUUUACGCGUUAUUUGAGGAGGGGAAAUUCAACGAUUUGCACAUACACAAUUACCCCACUUCCCAUACAGCAGAAAUCCCUCUCGUGGAUUGGAGUGAAAGAUGUACUUGAGAGAUCCAUCCCGAUACUUGCGCUAUUGCUUGCGCUGUCCGCAUCUACAGCUGCGUCUGUCUUGAAUCGAGCGCACUCGGGGUUAAGAAUCGCUCUCAGCAACGCGGGACCAUGCAGCCUCAAAACCGAAAACGCCUACGUGUCAGUGUUUCAAUGUGAAAAGAACAUAUGUCGGUCAAGCCCCAAGCUUGAAGCUGCUGGCUGUUGCGAGCCGGAUGGAUGCUCCUGGUACAAGUCUUGCAUUCCAUAUGACUCCGUCGAACGACGUUCUUCUGAUCUGACAUCGGAUACAAUUCUUUCCUGUUCCGAUUCAACCCAAAAAUACUGCCAGUUCGCUACAUUCAGAAAGGAGUCUCAGCCUGAAUCAGGGUAUACUCGAGGGAUAUGCACGUCGAACCCCCCUGAAUCUGACCUCCGAAUCCAUCUCCUCGUGGCCAACUCGGAAGCUAUCGUUUCGCAGCCCCGCGAAGAUGACCGCGCUUACCAGCUCAGGAUUCGAGGAAUGCCUCACCGACUUUCAAAGCGAGCAUCAGCCUUAAGCGAUAGAAAUGCGGGAAUCGUGGGCGGCCUUGUAGCAUUCUGGGUAAUUAUUCUCCUCACCCUUUGCAUUUGUGUGGCCUCGAGAAAAAAUCGGGACCCUCCAGCAGCGCCCGCGGCGGCUGCAUCGGCCCAGAACAACACGACGGUAUAUGUCAUGGGUCCUCCACCCGGUCAACCGGGCCAACCCCAAGAUCCAAACGUCCAACACCCUCCCCUAGCCUAUAUUCUACCCGCGGGCUCGGCGCAAGCAUCGGCCGGCCACCCACAAACUAUAUACAUCCAAGGCCCACCUCCGCCAGGGGCUCAACCUAUCCAGUUUAUGCCAGCGCCUAGGCCAAUUCCAGAACCACAUCCGUCAUAUACCCAACCACCGCCAGCAUACCAAAAGUGAAACACUAGUUCGUGAUACGGUAUGGUACUUAUGGCGGUUUGUUUUUGGACUUAAUGGUUUAUUUACUGGCAUAUUAUGGGGCGAAGUGGCGUGCAUUUGUGAAACAUAUUAUGGCUCUCGUUGCGAUGGUUUAUGCGACGAUAUAAUGUAAUGUAAUGUACACACAUUCUAAUGGUAACCUGUUUCUAAACGACGGGAGCUGGCAGAGAGUGCUGGUCUUUAUUAUGUACUGUACGUGUGCUCGUAACUAUCCGUUGCAUGGUAGCUACCGAAACUUAAUACUUAAUUCGCGGCAAGCCAAUAGGAUUACCUCACUGCCUUAGAUCCAUCCAUCUCUUCU